ACGUCACCCCGCGCGAGCGUUUAUUAUCCCGCGCGUGACGUCGCCCGCGAAGGCGCGUCGUGACGCGCGAGCUCCUUAGGCUUCUUCGGCGACGUCCUUGCGUUCGUUGCGGCCCGAUGUCGACAAGGCGGUGAACGGCCGCAAACUUUCUCUCUCCUCUCGCUCUCUCGGUUCGCCUUCGUGCACUACGGGGGGGGAGGUUGGGUUAGGCCACAGAGGUCUCCGCGCUCGUCGCCCGACUAAUACGUCGAGAAAAUAUCGACGGGCGGACUGUAGUCAUUCGAAUGCCCUGUUUAUACUUUGACGACGGCUAACAAAACAAAAGUAAUGUAUCACAACAUCCUCUCAGCCACGACGGCCUUCUGGGGAGUGCGCGCAGAUUCGCCGCUAUUCUUGCAAUAAUUUUCCGCAGCCACGCGCAUGACGCCGUGUUUAAUGUUGCUGUUUGUCCUCGUAACGGGUGUCCCGUGUAUACGGUGUGGAACGAUUAACGCAUUUAAAGAGACAGCCUCAGUACAAAGGGAGGUGGCUCGUGACACCAGAGCACAAAGUUAUUUGAAUACAGGUGGAGCAGAAAAGGAAGGCUCAGAUGUGAAGAUGCCACAGGCCGUGGUGCUGCUUGGAACUUUCUGCGACAGCAGUGGACAGCAGCGGUUGCUGUCACCGCUCAAAUCCCCGGCGCGUCAACCUACUGCACCGGAGACCAGGCGGGGUCAACAACAGCCCAAGUGUUCCUCUCCCGAGCUCUCCACCCUGCCCACUGCAAAUUUCUGCCCUAAAUCACUCGGUGCCAAAUCACGCAGCCCCAAGUUGCCAAUUGCCGAUUCUCGCGGCCUCAAAUCGAACAGCCCCCGUGUUGGACAAGAAGCAGCAGGCGGGUCCAAGGAGACCACUCGUGGGCUCUCUGUGGUUCUGCACAGACUUGAUUUAAAUGCAGUGAAUGCAGGUUACUGUUUGUACAAGGGCAGCUCAGGAGAAAAAAAUCCAUCCUCUGGAAACCUAUGGCCGGGUUUGAAUGCAAACAAGGCCAGUUUGAAAUUGGAGGGCCAUAGUCUGGCACGUGACUGGCAGAGCAAAGAAGAUGACAAGGACUCGGAGUUCAACAGCCUCGUGACUUCUCUCCAGAAUGCCAACCUUCGCUCGCUCAUCAGCUACGAAUCAUUUAGGAAACUUCCGAGCGCGUGCCAACAACGUCUUCUGUUGCUGCUGCCGGAACCGGACCGUCAGCUUGGGGACGAUGGGAGUUUACAGCUCGGCAGUUCUGCUCUAUGCAAUGAGUUUUUCUCGUAUGCGGCACUGGACUGGCAAGAACGUCUGGCAGAGGGAGAAGAGUCGAAUCCGCGGCAGUGCAUACGGAAUGGACCGGCGAAGAAGGCGCGCUUGUCUGUACAUGAGCCACAUGCUCAGGACUCGCUGCAGAGCAACAUUGGAGAGUUUGUCAGUGGAGAUGCACUAUCUACCUCUCGGUGUAAAUCAGGUACGAGAGGUGCUUUUUCAGUCGUUAGAGACGAAGUGAAGAAGGUCCUCGGCACCCAGCACAAUCGUACAGUUUCUGGAAACUGUAAGGGUUCAGUGUUGAGCCUACCACCUUGCACUGUGAGGUUGGAAAAUUGUCUGCCACUGAAAGUGGUGGGCAGUGGCAAGUGGAGAAAGGAAAUCCAGCCAAUAAAGAAUGGUUGCCUCCACGAAAGGUCCUCUAAUAAUGUAAAAAGGAAUGAGAUGGCACGACUUGUGAAGAGCAUGCAUAUAGACACGUCUCGCGCACACACGUCUCGCACACAGACGUCUCGCUCACACACGUCUCGCACAGACACGUCUCACGCACACACGUCUCGCUCUCACACGACUCGCGCGCACACGUCUCGCGCCACAGCAGGUGGUCCCCACAUUCCUUUACAAGUUACCGAGCAGUCUGAAGAACUUGAGGAUUGGAGAGAAAAGCUGGGAGAGAUUUCUUCGUCGGGAAUGCGGAAAAACUCAAAACCGCAACGCCCGUCGUCGAAAGAAAAAAGUCCGUUGACAAGUAAAAAAGCGUUGAAGGCAGCUGCCAGAAGUUUGUGCGAGGAGGAAAGCUCCACCUCGCCAGCGCCCUCUCGGCCAGCAAAGCGAGCGCUGCCUGUGAGGCAUCGUGGCAAGCGAUGGAAGACUGCCGCCUGCCUGUCUGUGAGCUCAAAUGAACCCGAGUCAUCUGUUAACAUCAGACCUGUCACUGUUACAAUUUUUCGCCUCCCUGUUCAAGUUUUUUCUGAAGUGUCCACAAUUUACAACGUUAACAAGUUGUCAAAUGCGCGAGAAGGUCAAAGCACUGUUCUCUGUGAUGAAUCGAAUACUCAAUCCAAAGCAAAUUGUGACUUGAAAAUGCAAAAAAAUGGCAGGAAGCAACGUACAAAAAAGUUUCCUACAAAAUUCACACGCAGAAAGCGACAGAGCGCAACCAGAUCAGCAAUUGAAGUGGAUGCAAUAUUGCACAAUGCAUUUCCAAAAAAGGGAGGUGAAAAUGGACGUAUUGUAGCAAAGAAGCAUCUGAAUGGGAAUUUAAACUUUCCCAAGAUCACACGCGAGCUGUUGGUGUGCAAGGGAACCGCGGAAAAAGGUUUUGAUGAAAGCCCAACGAAAGGCAUAUCUGGCGAUGUUGAAGAACAAAGAGUGAAAACGCACAGCGAGCCCAUGACCCCGACCCCACUCUCGCAGAGUUCUGCCCUGACACCAAAGCAAGCCGCAAAGUCUGCUCUCCCUCUGCCUCACUCGAAGAGGAACUCCAUCGAUUGGAUGUGUUUGUCUGCAACCUCACGCAAGCGUCUGUACCCAAAUUACCCCCUGCUGGGAGAUGAACCGGAGCUCCCUCAGAACAGCCUCCUGCCCUUGCCUUCUGUCAGGCUCGCCCUUGUCAAGCUUCAAGGUGCAUCCACUGCACAGACCGAGGAUGUUCCAGUAUCUCCGGAGUCUAAAAGAAUGCACUUGGAGCCUGGGCAUCUCUCGGACAGCGGGCUGUCAGGCUGUGGCGUGGCUGCACACACAGCGCCUUGGCGCUCUGAGAACAUUCCCUUCCACUUUCCAUCGACUCUGCUGCCGACGCCUCCCAAUCGUUUACAACACGGCCACCGAGCCAGCUGUAAGAGUGUUGAAGGGGACCAGAUAGUUUUGCGGGAGAUAGCCAAUUCGCCAUUGCGAGCGAGAAGCCAUGCAGACGAGCCGAUGCAAUAGAGGCAACGAUUACCUGCACGCCUGAUGGAAGCCCCUGCAGAUUCUAACCCUCCUGGCGCGCACACCCUCACUCAUGCCCCUUGCCUUCGCAUACAUUCAAGAGUGUGCCGGCCGUGCACACAGUGUGCAAGGUAGUUCUUGAGCGCCUGGCCACAAAGAUCUUCUGGAAUCUGCAGAGCCUCGGUUGGCUGGCAAGAAGUGUAGAGAUUCAGGUGUGUUUGUUGAGGUGCCUUCUCAGAAGAGGUUCAAGGAAACAAUGCUUUUGUAAAGGUUCCUACUUUGGUGUGAUGUGAGCCAAAAUUCAUUUGAGAAAUUAGACAAGCCUCUUAAAUUUAAACCUAUUUGUUUUGAAAGAAAAAAGCUAUUCCCCCCCCACCCCCCCAAUGUGUUACAAAGUAUGUGAUUGGUGCAAUAUGAUGAGAUGAAGGCUCGGUUCGUAAAUCUCAUAGAGUAGUGUGCCCAGUGUCUGACAAUAUCCCAUGGAAGUUAUUUUUCACAGGACUUCUGAAAAAUGCAUCGAGUGGCCUUUUACACAUUACACAGUAGGUGAGAAGUCUGCUAUGAGAUGCACAUUACCAUCAAACCGAUAUAUUUUUGUAUUUCUCACAGCUGAAAUUUAGCCAGAUAUAGGCAAUUUGUGUUAGGCGUUGGUAACUGGAUUGAAACCAUCAACCCUCUCAACGGUGCCAGCUCGGUGUUUUAUCUUCCAAGUCACCGGCCAUCUCACUUGGAUGUCUUGGACAAGUUAAAAGGAAGUUCCAUGAUGUCAAAAUAUUUAUUUAGAAAAAAAGUAAUAUUGUUUAACAUACGUUUCUCUUUCAAGUGUUUUUUAAAACCUGUUAAUAUAAAAGUACAGGUAUCCUUCGAUUUAUGAACAUUGGGUUUACGAAAUUUCACGUGAACGCAAUUGGCAAAUUAUGUACACUUUUGAUUCGCGAAAUCUAAUUUCCACGUGAACGAACUUUCACAUGGCAUCAAACAAGAGCGGCCCGGGGCAACUUGUGUCAUUCAUCUGCUACAGCCUCACAUCACCUUUCCAGGCAUUCCAACAUGUCCAUCUUUUGGCGAUUGCCCCAAAAAGGUUAAUUGUUGGUUUAGAAUUAAUUAUGAUUCAAUCCGUCUAAUAUUUAUUCAUUAUUAGUUUUGUAUUGUAAAAAAGUUGUAUAGGUGUAUUUUUAUACUUUAGGGGUAGAGUUGGAAUGACUGGCCUAAACAUCCCAAAUUUUUUUUUUAUUAAAUUAAUGGGAAAAGAUUUUCGAUUAACGAAAUUGCGUGACGCGUGUUCUUUUUGAAGAACACCGCGCCCCUUUUGUAAACCGGGGAAUACCUGUAUUGGGACAACCUUAACAUGUGAAUAAAAGUAACAUUUCAAGUCUGUAAUAUUACAUUAAGUUUAAGUAACAUGCCUAAUUUGUUCAUGAGGGCAUGAUUGAGGAGACGGUGGAGUGAAACGUCCCACUUCUCUGGCAAUGUUUUUAGCAGCUGAAACGUGACAGCUUCCCAAAUUACUUUCCAGCCUAACAUAUCUGUCACGAUGCUGCACAGUUGUCUAUAAGUACAGUUAAUAGCCAGUAAAAUAAUAUUUCCUCAUGAAGUACGGUGCAUGGAUAAGUGACCACCAUACGUAAUGGGGUUUUAACAAGUCCUC
Petromyzon marinus (sea lamprey) is the source of this 4852-nucleotide messenger RNA. RefSeq lists its product as uncharacterized. Gene Ontology annotation, biological process: positive regulation of transcription by RNA polymerase II; animal organ morphogenesis. The record is from RefSeq and is a predicted model, not a curated record. NCBI's taxonomy places the organism in Eukaryota, Metazoa, Chordata, Hyperoartia, Petromyzontiformes, Petromyzontidae. Gene Ontology annotation, molecular function: peroxisome proliferator activated receptor binding; chromatin binding. Gene Ontology annotation, cellular component: PR-DUB complex.